Molecule: messenger RNA, 3813 nt
Organism: Rhincodon typus (whale shark)
Lineage: Eukaryota; Metazoa; Chordata; Chondrichthyes; Orectolobiformes; Rhincodontidae
Product: serine/threonine kinase-like domain-containing protein STKLD1
Exons: 13
Coding region: 93-1529 (478 amino acids)
Biological process (GO): protein phosphorylation
Molecular function (GO): protein serine/threonine kinase activity; ATP binding
Source: RefSeq, a predicted model, not a curated record
AUUCUGUUCUGGGUUGUGGCCAGGUCGCUGCGGGGUCAAGGGUUGGUUCAGUGUUCUCGUGGGUCCUGCGGGAAGCAGAUUCAAAGGUCUGGAUGGCUCCAGAGGCAUUGGAAAGGAUGCCGAUCGCAAAAAGUGACAUCUGGUCCGUAGGGUGUAUUUUGCUUGAGAUGAUGACGUGCAACAUGAUGGAUGAAACUGAGUUUGAACAGGUGGUAAAGAUCAUUAGGAGCAACUGGAAACAUCUAGACUACCUCUUGGGAAAGCUCCAUGUGGAGAAGAAAUACACGACCAGCCUUUGCAAGUUGGUGCAGCUCAUGUUGGAGCCAGAUCCUACUGAAAGAAUCAGUGCAACGUCACUAUUGGACGUACAAUAUGUGAAAGAGUCACUGGUCAUCUGUGGCUCUCUGCUUUCAGGAAUAAAGAAGACACCAGUGGGCACAGAACAUUUGCCUUUCAAGGAAGGCAUUGACAAGCUUCUUGAAUUUAUGCUUAUACAAGUUGAGGUAGAAGAAAUUCAGAAGACUAGCCUGAAAUACAUAAUUUACUUGCUGUACGAAGCUGAGGUUUAUGCAGCCAGUGAACGUAUCAUUCCGGUCCUGAUCUCUGUUUUGAAGUACCAUGCUGGCAGUUUGGAGGUGCAGGCUCAGGUGUGUCGGAUAUUCUUGAAGUUUGCAAUUAAAGCCACAGAAGACAGUGUGGAAGAAGGUAUCUUGUUCAGUAAAAAUGUGAUCAAUAUUAUCCUUUCAAUAAUGGCAUCACGGCGCAAAUGUGUGGAGCUUCAGCAGGUCAUCUGCAACCUCCUCAUGGUGCUGUCAGGAAGUGAAGCAGCUAGGAUACUGAUUGGGAAGGCCAAGGGGAUUCAGGAAAUCAUAACAACCCUGAGAAUUUACAUUGACAACAGUCACAUCUGCAUUCCCUGCUGUGGCGCUCUGUGCAGUCUCAUAGUCACCGAGGAAAAUGCACAAAUUGCAAGGUCGGAACAUUUGCUGCGGACUAUUCUGCAGGUCCUGGAGAAGCACAUCCAGAAUGGUGAUGUGGUGGAAUCAGCCAGCGCAGUAUUGUGGGUCCUGUCAUUACAGGAGCCCCUGAAUGAUGGGCAAUUGGAGGAGAUCACCCUGCUCUUAAUUGAAGCUUUUGACCUUCACCUGCGAAAAGAAACCGUUGUGAAAAAUAUCUGCUUCGCUCUGUCAAGCUUAAUUCGGUUGUCAGAGCUUGUGGCUUUCCGGAUCCUGGUGCCAGAAGGCGGUCGGGAUGGAUUCGCCCUGCUCAUUCAGAGUUACCACAGCCACUUCACUGACCCUGAGGUGGUGCAGGAUAUCUGCAUGGUGUUUCAGGAAAUGGUGCAGUACAAGGAUGUGGUGCCUGAACUCAUCUCUCAGAAACUAGAUGUAACACUGAAUGCAAUCAAAGUCAAAUUUGCUUCAAACGAGAACAUUGUCACUGUGCUGGAUUCUACACUUUCAAAAUUGCAGGCAGCAGAGGCAGGUGCUCAGAAUGAAGACAACAGAAACACUAGGGACUCUAUUUAAUUUAAAAUCAUGUUUUUAAUAAACAGAAGAAUGAGCCCCGAGGAUUGUCAGUACUGAUUACACUUUCCUUCUUCAACACUGAUCUUCAGUCACAGACAGCUCACAAGGUGCUGUCAAUCUGAACAACACAAACAAGCAGCGAUUCAGACUGUUGCAGGCUGUCGCAACUCAAGCUUCACAAUAACCACACUCCCUCUGAAAGUUCAGAACUUUUGGUUAAUAUCCUGAAUCAUAUUACUUCUCCCUCAACUCCCCACCUUUGUUAUGAAUGUGUUUCUUUUGGAGCUUCACACAGAAGCAGGAAAGUCUCCAUUCAAAUAGAACUGGGAUCCGAUCUCAUUGCAGAGAGACUCCCCCAGUGUCAGUACGGAGGGAGCGCUGCAUUGUUUGAGAGUCAAUACUGAAGGAGGUGCCACAUUGUCUGAGGCUCAGUACUGAGGGAGCACCACACUAUUAAAGUAACAUUACUGAGGGAGCACUAUGCCACAGAUGGGACAUUAGAUUUGGGAAUUAUCUGCUCCCUUGAGUGGACUUAAAAGGUGCUAAUCAAAGACGUUCAGGGAAUUUGUAUGGUGGGCCAUAAUUUAUUCCUCAAGAGAUGAUUCAGUUAUUACCAUUUUAGUGAUCACAAAUUGACUACCAUGUUUCCUGCAUUACAACAGUAACUACACUGAAAAAAAAACUUUGACAACUAUGAACCUCAUUGGACUUCCCAGUGUUGUGAAAGCCACUAGAGAAAUACAAAUUUUAGUCUGUGUGAUCACAACUAACAAAAUAGCAACAAACGGAACGGCUUAUUCCUUGACAAAAGAAUCCUGCCUCCUAGUAUCAGAAUUGCAGUUGUGUUUGCAUUCUUCACUCUGCAGCAGCAAACUACUGCAGCUGCUGGAAAUCAGAAAAAAAGACUCGAAAUACUCUACAUUCCCAGUUCAUCUUCUCAUGUCAAUGAUAGUUCAUUAUUCUGAUAUUAUGUCUCUGAGAAAGAAUGUCCUCCCACUCGGUGGUUACCUAGACCAAUUACAAUCUUAAAAAUAGAUGCAGUUGUUGGAGAGCUAUUCAGAGCAUCUCAGUGCUGUUGACUCUAUACCUGUUUCUCUCUCAUCCACAAGGCCAAGGCUAAAAUACAGCAACCAAUGACUGUAUAAUUUUCUUUGAUUUAUUGACUGGAUUGGGCUUCACUGAUAGGCUGCUAUUUAUUACCCAUAGCAGGAUGGUGGUAAUCCCCCAGCUUGAAUGACUGUAGCCAUAGUGUGUAGUUAAACCCACAGUGCAGUUGCAAAGGGAGGUCCAAAGCUUCCUUCAGCAAUACUGAAGGAAUGGUGAUAUAUUUCCAAGUCAGAAUGGCCAAAUCCAGUCAUAUCAGAGUUAUACAGCAUGGAAACAGACCCUUUGGUCCAACUCAUCCACGCUGACCAGUUACCCUGAACUGAUCUAGUCCCAUUUGGCAGCAUUUGACUCAUAUCCCUCUAAACUCUUUGGACACUGGGGACAACUUAGCGUGGCCAAGCCACCAACAUGUGCAACUUUGGCAAAUGGGAAGAAACCGGUACACCCAGAGGGAAUCUACACAGACACAGGGAGAAUGUGCAAAUUCCACACAGUCACCCAAGGUUGGAAUUGAACCUGGGUCCCUGGUGCUAUGGGGUAGCAGUGCUAACUACUGAGCCUCUAUGCCACCCAUGUCAAAGAAUCUGACACUGACCUAUUUCCUGUUAAACACAUCUUGAUUUGAGUUCAGCGGACUGAAUGGUGAGCCCCUUUGGAUCCAUAAAAAGGUCAAAUGAAGUAUGUUCUAGAUCUGUUCCAGAGGAGUGCAGGAAGAAUUAAAAUCAUUCCCAAUAUUCAUCACCAGUUCUGCCUUUGCUGCUUCACUGGUAUGGCCAGUGACAGCAAUGGAAAAAUUUCAGUGCUACCACGUAUCAGCCCUUUUAUGUGAAACAGACAAGUGGAUCAGGUAGACUCAACUCCCUGACCAUUUUGUUCAUUCUUGCCACUGCUUGCCAUGAAAUCAUUCAUUUCUUGGUACAUCCUGUUUGACUUUCAAGGCUCUGAAGUUUUGAAAUCAUCUGUCCUUGGUGGAUUAAUCAGAAACCAGAACAGGAUCUAUUAGUAUGGGUGACUAGAGAGAAGUAGAAUUUAAUCAGAAUAAGAGUUAUAUGUCAAGGCUGCUUUAUCAAUGGAACUUAACUCAGUAUGUAACUGCUUAGUGCUGUCUCUGUCCUGGGACUGUUUGAUGGUGACAGUGCAGAGGAAGCUUUACUCUGCUAUCCAUGUCUUGGGAGUG